Molecule: messenger RNA, 4316 nt
Organism: Hydra vulgaris (swiftwater hydra)
Lineage: Eukaryota; Metazoa; Cnidaria; Hydrozoa; Anthoathecata; Hydridae
Source: RefSeq, a predicted model, not a curated record
UAUGGAUACAUUUGCAAAGUAAAAAGAGAAAGCAACAAUAAUUGCAUGAGUAAUUGGUUUGAAUUCGCUAGUUAUUGCUACUAUUUUCAGACCGCAAAUGAUGGAGUUGGCAAAAUAUGGGAGCAUUCCUACUUAAACUGCUUAGAAAAAGGAGGAAACUUGUUAAGCAUAGAUGAUGAAAAAGAAAAUGCAUUUAUUUUAAACAUUCUUAAAAACCACAGCAUGAAUAAAGAGAAUUACUGGAUUGGUCUUACUGAUCGUUGGUAUAACUCAUGGUUUUUGUGGUCUGAUAAUACAUACUCACAGUAUAUACAUACUAAGUUUAAUGGGUUAUUUUACGAUAUAAAGUUAGAGAGGUGUGUUAGAAUUAGUAAAUUAUAUUGGGAAAUAAAGAAUUGUAAAAGUUUGAAUGGAUUUAUUUGUAAAAGUAAAAAGGCAACCAAUAAUAAAUGUACUGAAGGUUGGACAACUUAUAAAAAACAUUGCUACUUCAUUCGUAGUUUAAAGGAAUUUUUUGGAUAUAAUUGGUAUGAAUCUUUUUCAUCUUGUCAGUCUAAAGGAGGGAAUUUGCUAAGUAUAGAAAAUCAAGAAGAAAAUCGAUUCAUUCAAAACAGUUUAAUAAAAGACUAUGGUGAUUAUUGGAUUGGCCUUAAUAAACUUUGGAAUAACAGAAGGUUUGUGUGGUCUGAUAAUACGUACACACAGUUCUUCAACUGGAUCGGAAGUCAACCUGACAAUGUUGAUGGAAUUGAAAAUUGUGUAGAAAUGAAUUCCAAUGGAUGGGGCGACAAAGAAUGCAAUACCUUAAAUGGGUUUAUUUGCAAAGUUAAAAGAGGUAAUUUAGAUUAUGUUAAUCACAAAGACAAAAUUAUUCUAACCCAAGGUUUUCUUUUUGCAACACUCAAAGUUUUAAAAAAAGAGUACACUAUUUCAUUCAAUUUGAAACCAAUGGCGUAUUCAAAGGGUUUGAAAAGUGUUUUUCAAAUAAUCUCAAGUAAUAACAGUCAAGGUUAUAGUAAAAAAACUCUAGCUGUUUCGUUUCAUGAAGAUGGUUCUGGAAGACUUGUUAUUAACGCUGCAGUCAGUGGUAAUAGUAAAUACUCUGUAGAAACAGAUCGGCUUAUCUUGGGUCAAUGGUCUAGCAUAAAAAUAUACCAGUGGCUUUUUUGCAGUAAAUAUUUUUUUUCUGUCGAUAUAAAUGGUGUAAAUAUCCAUCAAGUUGAAAAUUCUUUGACUGCUGAUUUUAACGAUAUCCAGGUUUAUGUUUCAAAUCUCUGGAAUGAUGCACAUAAUGGAUCUAUAUUUGAUUUUUUGAUUAUAAAUGGAAAAGCAAAAUAUCUUAUUGAGAGUUUUAGUACUCCAUUAGUAAAAGGGAAGAUUAUUGCUCAAAUACCAAAGCUAAAUAAAGAGUAUCUUGUAUCUUUUGAUCUUAAUCCAAUUGUAUUUGAGAUUGGACUGCACAACAUUAUUCAUUUUACAUCUGGAGCUCAAAUGGUUAACACUGGAAAUGAAUUUCUAGGCAUCUGGUUAGAUGAAAAUGGUUCAGGAAAAAUUAAAGUUGUUGCAUUAAAUAAUGGAAAACCAAGUUUAUAUUAUUAUGCUAUUCAAUUAAAUGUUUGGUCAAAUAUUGAGGUUUGCCAGCGUUUCAAUGGACUAUUUUAUAUAUACACAUUAAGAAUAAAUGGAGAUGUUGUCUUUUCUAUGAUUAACAAUCAAGCUCAAGAAUUAUUUGAUGUCAAAGUUUAUGCUUCAAAUCCAUGGGACAAAGUUCAAAAUGGUUCAAUAAAAAGUUUCUUUAUAAUUAAUGAUGAAGUUAAAUCUCUUGUUAAUCGCGCUAAAGAUUUUGUUAAUCUUAAACAUAAGUUUGCUAUAAAUCAAGGAACAAUUCUUGGAACACUAAGUGUUUUAAAAAAGGAGUACACAUUAUCAUUUAAUUUAAUGCCUAUAAGUUACUCCAAGGGUUUGAAAAAUAUUCUUGAUUUAUUUUUGUGUAAGAGCAAUAAAAUAUAUGGUGACAGAAAUCUAGGUGUUUGGUUUCAUGAAGAUGGUUCUGGAAGUCUUGUUGUUUAUGCUACAGUUAAUGGUAAUAGUACCUACUUUGUCCAAACAGAUCCGCUUACUUUAGGUCAAUGGCAUAAUGUUAGAAUUAGUCAAUGGUUUUUAGGAAAAAAAUAUAUCUUUACUUUUGAUCUGAAUAACAUUAGUAUUCAUAGAGUAGAAAAUUUGUUGGCCACAGAUUUUGAAAACAUUAAAGUUUAUGGUUCUAACAUAUGGGAUACUUCACAACAUGGUUUCAUUUCUGACCUUCUGAUAAUCAAUGGAAAAGUUGAGUACAUAGUUGGUGAUAUUAUUACUCCAUUAGCAAAGGGGAAAUAUAUUGCAGAGAUUCCGGUCCUCGAUAAAGAAUAUUUUGUUUCACUUGAUUUUUAUCCUAUUAAAUUCGACUUUGGUUCUCACAAUGUUAUUCAUUUCACUAUUGGUUCUGAUCAUUCCAAUUAUCUUGAUAAAACACCAGGAAUCUGGGCAAAUUCACAAGGUACUGGUGUACUUGAAAUCACAUCUUUAAUUAAUAAAUAUACUGAUGUAAAUACUUUUUCGACAAAUGCAUUUGAAAUUAAUCAGUGGUCAAAUAUUGUAAUGUGUCAAGUUUUCAAUGGUUCAUUUUAUAUAUACACAGUCAUUAUAAAUGAAGAAGUUGUUUUUUCUACAAUAAACCAUCAAGCUGAUAGCUUUGUUGAUGUAAAAGUGUAUGCAUCAAAUCCAUGGACAGAGGCUCAAAAUGGUUCAAUAAAAAAUUUAUUUAUUGUCAAUGGUAAUUCAACGAAAGAAAUGAAGCCUAUUGUUAUCAUUACAAAAGUUUCAACAUCAACUUCAAAUUCUACUAAUAAAAAAGCAUUAAUGUUCUCUGCUGUCAUAUUAGUUCCUGUUUUAACUGUUUUUGUUGCAGUUAUUUUUGUUAUUGCUGUGUUAAGAUUUCGUAAAAAAAAAAAAAGAAAGUCAAUGAAUCAAAAUCCUUACACAAUUGAGCAAUACAUUGGGCGUGAUGAGUUAUUAGCUGAUGAAUGGGAGAUAUUCCCAGAAGAUGUUAUUUUGGGAAAAAAAAUUGGAGAAGGAGCAUUUGGUACUGUUUUUAUUGCAAGACUUAGUUCAUUUGUUCUUUCUAAAAAAAAGAUAAUGAUACAGAAGUCUGACUUUUAUGAUAUCUCAGAAAACACUUUUAAUGUUGCUGUGAAACUUGUAAAAGAUUCAGCUGAUCCAUCAGAAUUUAAUGAUUUUUUUGAAGAAAUAAAUCUGAUGAAAGAAAUUGGAUACCAUAAAAAUAUUGUAAAUUUGAUUGGCUGUUCAACAAUUAAGAAACCAUUAUGUUUAAUUGUUGAGUAUAUGGAGCAUGGAGAUUUGUUGAGCUUUUUAAGAAAUAGACGAACUAAAUUUUGUACUUUAAAUACUGAUGGAAAAUUGUCUGUAAACUUUAUGCAUACUCCAGGAUAUCAACAAUCUCUGAAGAAUAAAAAUCCGUUAGAUAAAAAUGGGACAAUUACGCCUAAAGAUUUGCUUAGUUUUGCUUGGCAAGUGGCAUCAGGAAUGGAAUUUCUGUCAUGUUCUAAAUUGGUUCAUCGAGAUCUGGCUGCAAGAAAUAUUUUGGUUGGAGCAGAAAAAAUAGUAAAAGUAUCUGAUUUUGGUCUGACUAGAAAAAUUAAUGAUGAGUUGAGCUACAUGAGCAAGAAUAAACGUCGUUUACCGAUCAAAUGGAUGUCUGUUGAAGCCAUUUUCGAUCAACUGUUUACUACAUUUAGCGAUGUGUGGGCCUACGGUGUUGUUUUAUUCGAAAUUGUUACUCUGGGAGGUACGCCUUAUCCUGCUAUAAGUAACCGUGAGCUUCUCUCACUUUUAAAAUCUGGUUAUCGAAUGGAUAAACCUGAAAACUGUUCUGAAUCAAUGUAUGAUAUUAUGUUGCAGUGUUGGAAUGAGGAUCCAUUAAAACGUCCUACCUUUACAACACUACGUGAGUAUUUUGAUGAAGUAAUGUCUCGAAGUGGAGUUUAUCUCAGUUUCGAAUUCGACGAAAAUACUGCGCCGUCGUUUUUACCCUUUAAAACAGAUAAUGAUGACGAUAGUAUAAUAGAAGACGAGGUUUUUCAAAAUCCUGUACAUGUAAAGUCAGUUGAGGAAAUAAAAAAAACUUCGUGAUGAGUCCAUUAUUCCACCUAGCGAUAGAUAUACAAGUAUAAAAUCAACUAAAGACAAGCAUUCCACUGAGCGAUAGGUAUGCUAAUAUAAAAUCAACUAAAGAAAAGCAAAUUAUUUAAUGAUCACAA